UUUCUUCUGUAUUGCUCUAGAGCUCUGUUAUUGUAACAAAAUAUAGUUUUGAAACGUUUGACCGUUGCCAGAGCCUUAUCACAAGCCUUGAGUAUCCCUUUAAGUAACAGUAGAACAGCUCACCACCAUUAACGCGAUCGUUUGUUGUGUGGUUAAAGAAAGAACGCGUAGAAAAAUCUGAAGGCUGAGUGGAGAGGUUGUGACUGCGCAAACAUUAAACUAAGUUUUUCAGUCGUUUCUUGUUUUCUGUUUAGGAAGCCGAAGGACGUGUGAUCAGUGCGCCACCUGGCACCAGCCAGUAAACUGUUAACUUUCUGGGGCCAGUAAACGUAUUCAGCAGCACUUUAUGUCUCGCUUUCCUUCCAUUGUAAACUCGGCAGAGCAAUUACACAGACACUAUAGCAUGAAAGUAAAAACGAUCGUCGCCAUACUGCACGCACCACACAAACAAGGAGACCCACAGGACGAGGGGAGGACAGAUGGCAGUCAGGCGCCGCCAUUUGUUUGCAGAAAAUCUUGGAGCGGGUCUACGUCACUAGUGACACCGCUACAGCUUACCUGCUACACCACAUGGCUGAGAGAGAGAGAGACAGAGAAAGAGACAGACAGAGUGAGUAAAAGGAGAUCAAAGACAGUUGACUAUAUAAGUACCAGCAGGUCCACGUCUGUAUCUGUAUCGUCAUCGACUGACUCAGAACCUGACGGCAGCCAUGACACUUGUCCUCAGCAUCCUUGUGUUCGCCUCGCUUCUGCCAGCUUUGACUGCGAAAGGUACCGUUUACACACGUUGGGGAAACAGUGGGUGUGGUUAUACAGCAGCGACUGUGUAUUCAGGCUAUAUGGGCGGCAGUUGGUACACCGAUCCCGGAGCUGGAGCCAACUACCUGUGUCUACCACCCAAUCCCGAGACAAGUAACAUAGAGAGACCUAGCGACUAUUCCCACCUGGGCGGCACCGAAUACAAAGUGUCGAACCGGCCAGAGAGAGACCAGGAUGCUCUGUGUGCCGUGUGCUUCGUCGACGACCGUAGUACCAACAUCAUGGUACCCGGCACAAACAAGUGUCCGUCUGGGUGGAGCUCCGAGUACACGGGUUUUCUAAUGAGCGGGUACCGCGGACACGGAGCGUCAACGGAGUUCAUCUGUGUGGACAGCAAAAUGGAAAGUCGCGUCGGCUCAGGCACUGACCAGGGUGGCAGGCUGCUGUACAUGGUGGCUAGCAUCUGUGGCAGUCUACCCUGUCCACCUUACCUCGAUAAGAACAUCCUGCAAUGCGUUGUUUGCACCAAAUGAGAGACUAUUUAAUUUAUUUGAGCAAGCCAACAAGAAGGUCUCUACAGUGCGUUCUCCUCCGCUAUGAUCCGAUCAGACUAAAGGUUAAUUAUAACUUUCUUUGAUUUGCUUUGCGUUUCUUUCUGAGGUUAGGCUAAAAAUGCAGCUUUGAGAUCAUUGUUAACAUUUUCUGCAUUAGAAAGCACAGGAAAUUUCUUGUCAUGUUUAUUGGUUUCUGUAAAACUGUUAGAAGUUUUAGCUUCCCGCCAUGUUUCAACAGUGCUUCUCACAAUAAAUGCUGUGGAAAUUCACUUUCUCCUACUCUCUACAAAUAAAACAAUUUA
Messenger RNA from Pomacea canaliculata, 1615 nucleotides. RefSeq names its product short-chain collagen C4-like. Lineage: Eukaryota; Metazoa; Mollusca; Gastropoda; Architaenioglossa; Ampullariidae. The record is from RefSeq and is a predicted model, not a curated record. Bases 711 to 1292 code for a protein of 193 amino acids. The transcript has 4 exons.